CGCCAGGACGUCGUUGUUCAUUAAACAACGGCAAGCCAGUUUAAACUCGCUGCCUGAUGUAGACUUCGCUCUUCAUUAGUGGUUCAGUGGCUGUUCGCCUUGUUUUUGUCAGAAUCCGGAAGCGAUCACAUUUCAUCUCACUGUUUGGAGAAUAAGUUUGAAUGCAAGACCGCAAAAGUAAUAUUUGCAGGUGGGAGCAGUAGACCCGCCUUCUCGUCUGGCCCCUUGUCUCAGGAACCUGAAGUGCGAAGCUUCCCUAGCUGGCACCAGAGAUUGGAGAGGCGUCCCGCAGGCAGUGUACCUAUGUCCGCCCGCAACGGGUCUGCGAGUGAUGCAGACUGCCAGAUCUCGGAAGACUGCCGCAUCCCGGCCGACGUGGAGCUGAUGGAGCUGGGGCCACUGCUGGAGCAGGCCGCCCAGCCUGGGGGGGCCAAGGCUCUCGCUGCCGAGGUGGGGGCCCCCCUACCGCCUCAGAGACCUGGGAGGGAUGAGGAUGAGGUGGGGGAGGUGCUGACGCUGCCCUGCAGAUACCAUAUGGAGAAGAAGUUUAUUGCACAAAAGGUGUGGGAGGGCCGCUGGCGUGUGAUCCCGUUCCAUGUGCUACCGGAGUGGCUGAAGGAUAACGACUACCUGCUGCACGGCCACCGCCCCCCCAUGCCCUCCUUCCAGGGCCCUCCGCUUCGCAGUCAGCCAUCUACCAUCGUGCUCGACGCCGCCAUCGUCGCGUCAUUCAAUGGGACCGCUUCCACGCCACGCCACCCAAUUCACCAGAGCAGCUGGUAUAUACAUACACACACACACACACCACGCCACCGAGCCACCAGAGCUGGAGUGUUCAUGGGCCUGGGACUGAGUGGCAUUGUUCCCACAAUGCAUUUCACCAUCGAGGAGGGCUUUGUGAAGGCAACGACGGUGGGGCAGAUGGGCUGGUUCUACCUGAUGGGGGCCAUGUACAUCACUGGGGCCGGCCUCUACGCGGCCCGCAUCCCCGAGCGCUACUUCCCUGGGAAGUGUGACAUCCUGUUCCACUCUCAUCAGAUCUUCCACGUGCUGGUGGUGGCAGCUGCCUUCAUCCACUUCUACGGCGUGUCCAACUUGCAGGAGUUCCGCUACGGCCUGGAGGGUGGCUGCACUGACGACACUCUCCUCUGAAACACAACCACCCCACACACUCACAAGCACACACACACACACACACACACACACACACACACACACACACACACACACACACACACACACCCCUCUUCUCAGACCCCCCUCCUCUCCCUCGUCCUCAGAAAUGUGCUGCUGGAUAAAUGAAUAGGUCAUGACCUCUCCUCUCCCUCUCUCCCUCUCUAUUUCUACCUCUCCCUCUCUCCUCUCUAUUUCUCCCUCUCUAUUUCUCCCUCUCCCUCUCUCCCCUCCCUCUCUCCCCUCCCUUUCUCCCUCUUUAUUUCUACCUCUCCCUCUCUCCUCUGCUCUCCAUUCUCCCGGUCUCUUGGCUCUGUGGGGUUCCUACUGACUGUUUUAGUCUGGAGCUGCUGGGGCCUCCAGGUGGAGUUAUUAUCUCCCCUGGGGGCCGUUGGUGCAGCAGCAUCUCUCUGGUAAGCCCAGUUGAAGGAGUUAGCAAGUUGGGUUAACGUCUGGUGCAUCUCUCUCGGGUAAGUUGGUUUAAGGGGUUAGCAAUGAGAGAUAGCAUCUGAUGCUGAGGAGUUGGCUUUUGACACAUCUCUUUAUGAUAAGCUGGAUUGAGGGGGUUCGCUGUAGUGGGUUGGGUUUGGUUAGCAUCUGACUCUAAGAGGUUAGCUGUAGUAGGUUGGGUUAGCAUCUGACUCUAAGAGGUUAGCGGCUGAUUGGGUUAGUAUCUGACUCUAAGAGGUUAGCGGCUGGUUGGGUUGGCAUCUGACUCUAAGAGGUUAGCGGCUGAUUAGUCUCUGUGGUCAGUUGGGUGGAUGGGUUCUCUCAGUGACGUUAGCACCUGACUCUUAAUACACAUACUCCUCACUCAAAAUCGAGUGUCGACUAUUUCAAACAAUUGUUCUCCAGUCCGGCGCGAGAGGGUUUCCCUCAGAGACAGCAGAGGAUGCUGGGACACAUCCGGCUCUGAUCUGGCUUGGACCUGGCUCUAGUGUGGGCCAGACCAGCGCCAGAGCCGGCCUCUGUCUGGGCUGGGGAGGAAGUUAGGGCAUUGCAUCAGCCAUCGGGCCCACCAGAUGAUUGGCUAAUACUCAGCUAAUACUCAUACUCAGAUGUAUUGUUUUUCUAAGCAGGCUGGGAACGCACAAAGGGUGAGAUGGUGGGUAGAAUAACUAGGUCAAACCCACUCUUGAGGUUCCGCUGGCAUCUCGAGCCUUAUACGUAAGGAUGAACUCAGAACUCAGUAGGUCAAGCUGUUGCACCUUACAAUUGCAUUAUUACAGACGUGAGCAUAAAGUGCUGCAUUAGGUCCGCCCUGCAGUAUGGAUGUGUACAAUAAUCCUUUAGUAUUCCUGUGCCUUAGGCCACUGGAAAUAGUUUUAAAUAGUUUUGGGCCAACACUGCAGUCUAGUGAACUUAGGGUCUUGCAUAUAAAUAUUCUUUUUUCUUACUUCAAUCCAGUCACUAGUGAAUGAAUGUUGACCUCCAUCAAUGCAUUUUUCUCAAACUGCUGUAUAUGAGCACCUAGUGUUAGCUCUCUUUUAAAUAAGCUUACUUUAUGUGGCGUUAUUUCAAAAGACUAAAACAAUCUGUGUAUUCAUUUCUUGUUAUGUGUAGACAAGUGGUAAAUCAAACAUUUCACUGAAAUUGUGAAGAUUAUAAUAAAUAUUUAUGAAUGAUAAA
This is a messenger RNA of Alosa alosa (allis shad), 2802 nucleotides long. RefSeq names its product adiponectin receptor 1a (gene adipor1a). The coding region runs from base 304 to 1152 and encodes 282 amino acids. Gene Ontology annotation, cellular component: plasma membrane. The record is from RefSeq and is a predicted model, not a curated record. Lineage: Eukaryota; Metazoa; Chordata; Actinopteri; Clupeiformes; Clupeidae. The transcript has 9 exons. Gene Ontology annotation, biological process: adiponectin-activated signaling pathway. Gene Ontology annotation, molecular function: signaling receptor activity.